This is a messenger RNA of Kwoniella botswanensis, 939 nucleotides long. RefSeq lists its product as uncharacterized. Gene Ontology annotation, cellular component: cytoplasm. The coding region runs from base 1 to 939 and encodes 312 amino acids. The transcript is spliced from 9 exons. Lineage: Eukaryota; Fungi; Basidiomycota; Tremellomycetes; Tremellales; Cryptococcaceae. Gene Ontology annotation, molecular function: protein serine/threonine phosphatase activity. The record is from RefSeq and is a predicted model, not a curated record. Gene Ontology annotation, biological process: G1/S transition of mitotic cell cycle.
AUGACUGGACUAUCAUCAGAUCCAGAUCAAUGGAUAGCCCAUAUUCGACAAUGUAAACACCUUCCUGAACGUCAGAUGAAACUCCUCUGUUCUCGAGUCCGAGAUCUACUACUGGAAGAAAGUAAUGUCCACCUGGUUCAGUCGCCAGUGACGAUAUGCGGUGAUAUACAUGGACAGUUCUGGGAUGUAUUGGAGAUCUUCAGACAGGGUGGUGAAGCGCCGGAGACUAGUUACAUAUUUAUGGGUGAUUUCGUAGAUAGAGGUUAUUAUUCUCUUGAAACAUUGUCAUUAUUAUUAGCAUACAAAGCCAGGUAUCCGGAUAAGAUAACGUUGUUAAGAGGUAAUCAUGAGUCCCGUCAGAUCACACAGGUAUAUGGAUUUUACGAUGAAUGUAUGCAGAAAUAUGGUAAUCCAUCGGUUUGGAAAGCCUGUUGUACGCUUUUCGAUCAUUUGAAUUUAGCAGCUAUUAUCGACUCGUCCAUACUGUGUGUUCACGGUGGAUUAUCACCGGAUAUCAAAACUUUAGAUCAAGUUAGGAUAAUACCGAGAGCUCAGGAAGUACCUCACGAGGGAGCCUUCUGUGAUCUCAUGUGGUCGGAUCCUGAUGAAGUCGAGUCGUGGUCAGUCAGUCCCAGAGGUGCAGGAUGGUUAUUUGGUGGAAAGGUCACUGCGGAGUUCAACCACGUCAACUCGCUCUCCUUGAUAGCCCGAGCCCAUCAAUUAGUUCAAGAAGGCUACAAACACAUGUUUGAUGAUUCCUUAGUUACCGUCUGGUCAGCCCCGAAUUACUGUUAUCGAUGUGGCAAUUCCGCGUCGAUCAUGCAGGUUGAUGAUAACGGUAAGACGGAUUUCAAAGUUUAUGGGGCGGCUAGGGAGAAUGAUACGGAUAUGAAGAACCCUGCAUUGAGGAGAAUGCAAACACCAUCUUAUUUCGUCUAA